Molecule: messenger RNA, 2633 nt
Organism: Orbicella faveolata
Lineage: Eukaryota; Metazoa; Cnidaria; Anthozoa; Scleractinia; Merulinidae
Product: neuralized-like protein 4
Source: RefSeq, a predicted model, not a curated record
AAGUGAGUUCUGACCCACGAUACGUGACACGUUUUCCUCCAAUCGGAAAACGUAUUUGAGUUGGGAAGUAUAUUACACUCGUAAUCAACAAGACGGGUUUCGCUUUGAUGUUCAUCGCCUCAAAACAGAAAGUUAAGGCUGAAAGACCUUAAAAUAGAAAUGGGUGCCGAGCAUUCUAUUCCUCUCCAGCAUAGACGGAUGGAGGCAGCUUUAUUUGAGCGUUCUAUUCUGGACGAACUCCUUGAAAUAACUGAGGAGUCCAGCGUCUCAUCUGAACAGAUUGAGCAUGCGUGGGAUCCCGAGGAUUGUUCGCCUAUGUUUAAAGUCUUGAGCGACAGAUUGACUGCCAGAAGACUUCCUUCACCUUUUACUACAGACGGCAUAAGAGGAAAGAAAGGAUACAGACAAGGCCGACAUGUGUGGGAGAUAACCUGGGAACGAGACGAGCGCGGUUUCCACGCAGUCAUUGGAAUCACCCUUCCCCAGGCCCCGCUCCAGUCGCUCGGUUACAUUUCACUGAUAGGAUCUAAUUCAGAGUCGUGGGGCUGGAAUCUGAGCAAGAAGGUGUCCUUUCAUUCUGGGGAAGAGUCCCCGUACCCAGCAAAUAAUCCUGGAUUCUUCGUUCCAGAUACCGUGUAUUGUAUACUGGACAUGGACAAUCGUACUCUUAGCUUUGCCACAGAAGACACUCACCUCGGAGUGGCGUUUCGUAAUUUGCCCCGUCAUCCUCUGGAGCCUUUGUGCCCAUGCGCUAGUGCGGUGUAUGGGAAUUGUGACAUUAAAAUGAAGUAUCUGGGACGAGGAGACAACUUUCUAGCCAAGUUACAAGCAGCAAACGAGAAAGUACCGUCAUCGCCGUCAUCUCCCACAGUCGAGACCCCACCACAAUCAGUUGGACUCCGAUCGCCGCCCCAGGCCCCAAAUGCCUCUAGCGGCCCAGUAAAUGCCUCGGAAUGUUACACGUUUCAUCACAGUUGUGGGGAAAACAUAACAGUGAUGCUUGACGGGAAGAAAGCAAAGAGAAUCGACGCUCUACAGCAUUUCAAUCACGGGGUGCUUUUAACAAGCCAGCCUCUGCAAGUUGAUGAGCUAUUUGAAGUUCGUUUGGAUAGCAAAGUAUCAAAGUGGUAUGGCAGUCUAGAUAUUGGAGCCACGACUGUUUCUCCAGAAAACGUGGAGCUCCCUUCGACAAUAACCUCCAUGGCACAAGGAACGACUUUUGUACUCAGUAGUGAUAAAAUCGUUCACAAUGGGGAAGAGAUGACAACAAUAUCAAAAGACCUGGACAGUUUGUCGGUUGGUGACCGAGUAGGAGUAAUGCGCAUGUCAGAUAAUUCUCUGCAUUUUUUCAUCAAUGGCGUAGAUGUUGGCAAAAAGAUAAAAACCAUCCCGUCAGUACUUUAUGGCGUCGUGGAUGUAUUUGGCCAGGCUGAAGAAGUAACUAUAACUGGUGGCACAGCGGAAACUCAGAGCAGUAAUAAGGAGAAAGUCGAUUCUGUGUCAGUUAUGGUGCGCAUGAACAACACCAUAAGCAUUCUGAAAGAAGGCUCCUUCGGCGAUAUGCUGUCCAUAACAGGAAAAGUCGCCAAAGAUAUUCUAGAGCCUUUGAUGGAGAUAGAUGACAGAAAACUGCAACAAAAGUACGGUGACCACUUAUCCGAGAUUGGUGCUCCACAUCACCUGACCAAGCUUCUUCUUCGUCUGAUGGAUGUCGGAAUGGAGACUCGAGAUGGCUGGGUGGGGAUGUACGUGGUUCGCAGAGUGUUCUGGAACUACUCGUUUGUAAGUUUAAAAAUGGCCAGGGGUUUGGCACGAAGUGGGGCGCUGAUGAUUAUGUUGAACGAUCUGGACACGUGUGGCACAAGCAGUUCUCAAAACGAGAGAACAAAAUACCUUGUGUCUUCUGCUAUCAACACACUUCACAACUGCUCUAAAGCUUCGGAAAACCGUCCAAUUCUCUGUGACCUGCGAGCAAAGGAAAGGAUUGCUCCAUUUCUCAAAGCUGAUGACUUGAAAAUUGUUGUACCAGCUAUAUUAACACUUGCCUACAUCACUUCAGAGGAGGAGAAAAAGCUGUUGGAAGCCGAGAGUAGAGUAAUAAGCUACCUUAUUGGCAUGUUGCGCAGUACACUGGGUCGGUCAAACCUAGAAUUCAGUUCAGAGGGUGCCACAUGGUCGUGUCAUGAAAUCGCAGACGGCUUGAGUAACUUGGUAGUCAACGAGAAGAACAUGGAGGCUAUGUUGGAUAGAGAUGCACUUCCACUUUUCAUAUCACUCAUCGUUAAAGGCGGUGCAACUGAAAAAGAAUGCGCUGCCAACGCGCUGUGGAUUAUUGCAAAGACCUCUAAGGGAAAGGCAAAGAUCAAAGAAACUGCGAACGCAAUGGAAGAGCUGACUCGUUUAAGCAAAAGUGGUAACCAGGCAAUUCAAGAGGCAGCGAAACGAGUUCUCCUCGAGCUUAAAGAAACCAGAACUACCCGAGGUACAGAUCCGUUUUAUUAAUGAUGUUGGCAUGCUCGAGUAUAUAGAUUUGCUAUGAAUAAAUUGUUAUUUUUACAACAACCUCUUUUGGUGAGUAGUUGUCCUCAAUUUUCACUUUUUCAGACAGUCUUUGUACCUAAACAGGUCAUCAC